Messenger RNA from Topomyia yanbarensis, 1308 nucleotides. RefSeq lists its product as uncharacterized. Bases 54 to 1289 code for a protein of 411 amino acids. Lineage: Eukaryota; Metazoa; Arthropoda; Insecta; Diptera; Culicidae. Gene Ontology annotation, molecular function: nucleic acid binding; zinc ion binding. The record is from RefSeq and is a predicted model, not a curated record. The transcript is spliced from 2 exons.
UGGAGAAAAGAUUUUAUCGAUUUGCGGAAGAAAUUGAAGCUAAGAAAGCCAUAAUGUCAAACGCGGGAAAAUACGUUCGCGCUCCGGUUUACGAAAGCGACUUGGAAAGUGAAAAUGAAUUCGACGACAGUCAAGUCAACAGUCCCGGAAGAUAUGUCCGUACGCUUCAUUCUGAUGGAGACAGUAUUGAUGUUUACACCGCCUAUAAAACUACUGUGGAUCCAGAUCAAGAAAACCGGGAGCUUCGGGAAAGGGUACUUGAAUUGGAGAAAAGUAUUGCUGAAAUCGCUGGCAUGCGCAGUUGCGGGGAUGACCGUAAUCGAGAAAGCAACCCUGUAACACCAGCAUUUGUACCAACCUCGCCACCAACCGUGAUGUCACUCGACAAUGGUGCUCAAAACAUCCGUUGGGACAAUAUUAAGCCAUUCCCGAAGGGUGUUCCUGCUAACAAGUUGUGGGAGGCAUGGACAAAAUUUUUUGAAAAUUUUGAAAUCGCAGCUUCUCUAUCGAAUGCAUACGAUCCAGUAAAGCGGUUUCAUCUGCUAUAUUUAUCGAUUGGAGAUGAGCUUCAAGGAAUCGUGCGUGCAGCAAAGUUGCGACCUGAUUCGAUUGACGCCAACUGCUAUGGAGUGUUCGUUAAGAACAUUGAGGAAUACUUGAAGGCAUUAACUGACACCUCGGCCGAGCAUGACGCCUUUUCAUCCAUGCAGCAAGAGAAAGGCGAAUCAGCAGUUAAUUUUCACGCGAGAUUAAUGGAGAAAGUUUGGUUAUGUGGAUACAGCCCAUCCGACCAAGACCGGUUUGUCCGAACACAGCUCCUUAAAGGGUUAAGGAAUCGCGAGCUAGCUAAAGCGGCAAGAACGUAUGGACAUGACACAAACUUUGUUGUACAAUCAGCGACGCGGGAUGAAGCUUUGCAGCCAGAGCCCCCGUCACUUGAGGGUCCGACAUCCAUCUUGGCUGUAUCCCGCAGUUUCUCUCGUGACGUGGGAAUGAAGCGUCAACUCAGUAAGCCAGAUGAGAGAGGUAUUGGGUUCAGACCAAAGCACUUUCGAGGAGAUGGUAGGCCAUCUUUGCAGCGUUAUGAGCGGUGUUCGAGGUGUAAUCGGGCAGCUCACGGUGGUCAACGGUGCCCAGCGUUGGACAAAAAUUGCAACUCAUGCGGACGCCGUGGCCAUUUUUCUGCUACAUGCCGUAGGAAACGUGUUAACAUGUGUGUAGAAUCAAAUUCUCCUGUUGAAGCCUUUAGACCACAGGUAAAGCUAGCGAAUUUUAAUGAGGAGAAAUAAAACGUACAUGCAAACGGAA